Messenger RNA from Strongylocentrotus purpuratus (purple sea urchin), 3454 nucleotides. RefSeq names its product cytochrome P450 2J6. Bases 340 to 1863 code for a protein of 507 amino acids. Gene Ontology annotation, cellular component: cytoplasm; intracellular membrane-bounded organelle. NCBI's taxonomy places the organism in Eukaryota, Metazoa, Echinodermata, Echinoidea, Camarodonta, Strongylocentrotidae. The record is from RefSeq and is a predicted model, not a curated record. The transcript has 7 exons. Gene Ontology annotation, molecular function: heme binding; iron ion binding; oxidoreductase activity, acting on paired donors, with incorporation or reduction of molecular oxygen, reduced flavin or flavoprotein as one donor, and incorporation of one atom of oxygen. Gene Ontology annotation, biological process: xenobiotic metabolic process.
ACGAACUGGGUUUGCGUACCCCUCGCGAGGCGGAUCGAGGUGCCAAGUACCCCCCUUUUGUAAUCCUUUCAUCCAUACAUAAUACAAAUCAUCGCCGAUGCAAUAUUGAUAAAACUCCACUAUGUGUGUCAGUCUUGGUCUGACCUUUGUUCUGGCAACUUCAUCUAAAAGGGUCACAGUAUCUCUUCUCCACCAUCGUCUACUGAACCUCUCUCGGUCCACCAGUCUUCGGGGAACCAAACUUUCUUACCGUCUCUCGGAAUUUUCCGGAUAUGAGAAGUCAUAACUCCUGAGCCCUGCCAUAGGUAGGCAGUUUUUAGCUGGACCCAAACCGUCGUGAUGGCAUUUUCGUUUGGUAACCUGCUGUCGGCUUUAAUGCUUUCGUGGACGACCUCCAUCAUCCUCGUUCUAUUCGUCCUCGUCCUCAUCAUCACAUGGCUCCACCAGAAACCAAAGGACUUCCCUCCAGGACCACGAGGACUUCCAAUCUUUGGAAACGUUUUCGCCUUCGAGCAGGACGAUGCAUUCGCUGAUACACUGAUGCGAUGGGGCAAGGAGUAUGGGCCCGUGUAUGGAGUGAGUAUCGGUCUUUCAAACGACGUUGUCGUCUGUGGAGCCGAAAUGAUCAAAACAUUGCUUGUCAAGAAAGGACUGGACUUCGCUGAUAAACCUAAACUUGUUGAAGCAGACUUGUACAACAAAGACAGAAGAGGUAUCUUUGUAUCAGGUUGUACAGACGGAUGGGCAAAGCAACGUCACUUCGCCCACACCACUUUGCGAGGGAUGGGCUUCGGGAAAGUAGCCCUAGCGCCCAUCAUACAGGAAGAGGUGGAUGACACCAUUAAACAAUUCACGUCAUACAACGGUCAACCUUUUGAUCCGCAAGGACCUUUGGCGACCAACUCGUCUAACAUCAUCUGUCGACUUAUAUUUGGACAUCGCUUUGAGCACAACGACCCGGAGUUUCACCAGCUCAUGAACUACCUGCGAGGCAUUAUGGGAUUCCGAGCGGAAGGAGAGGUCAUGGUGUUUCCCUUCCUACGACACGCCUACAUUUACAAGGAAAGGUGGCAGACAAACCACGUAUCAGUUCAAAACAUGUUCAAAUAUUUUGGCGGGAAGAUCGACGAACACAAAUCAAGACUUUCAAAUAGUACUGCUUCGAAUCAAGAACACGAAGUACUUGACUUUAUCGAUGCGUACCUUCUGCACGCUGUGAAAGACCCGAUGCACUUCAAUGACGAAGAACUGAAAGUUCUCCUGUCAGAUCUAUUUAUCGCUGGAUCGGACACAGUUUCAACGACUUUAUGUUGGGCCAUCCUUUACCUUGCAGCAUAUCCAGAUAUACAGGAAGAAGUGCAAGCAGAAAUACAGGAGGUGAUUGGUGAUGAACCCGUGUGUUUAUCGCACCGAGGGUCCAUGCCAUUCACGGAAGCGACGUUGAUGGAACUACAAAGAUUAGCCAGCGUGGUACCAAUCGUCCCUCAUGCUGCAUUCCGAGAUUCAGAGCUAGGAGGAUACCACAUACCCAAAGGAACGAGGAUGUGGAUCAACAUGUGGUCUCUUUUCCGCGACCCAGUGGACUGGCCAAACCCUAAUAAAUGCGAUCCCCACAGAUUCCUGAACAAAGACGGAACAAAGGUGGUUCAUCCAGAUAGCUUCAUGCCCUUCUCAGCUGGUCGUCGGGUCUGCAUGGGAGAACAGCUCGCCAAGAUGGAGUUGUUUCUAUUCUUCGUAUCUCUGAUGCAGCGCUUCAAGUACGUGUUCGCCGAUCCCGACACGACGCCAUCUUUUGAAGGAGUUGUAGGUUUGAACAGACAGCCCCGACCUUACAAGGUAAAGGCAAUACUCAGGAACAAAUAGGAUUCUUCCAUCUGAUUCCUCGUGAUACUGUCAGUCAAGGCUUUACGCAGGAAUUAUAAACAGUUAUAAUAACAGUAAUAAUAACAUUUUUAAUCUAAUUUUUAUAGAAGUUCUGAAAAAUAACUGUCUGUCUAUCGUAUGGCAAUGGGUGAAAUAACAGAACCCAUUCAAACUUAUUUGCGAGGACCAACUUUUUCAUGAGACAGUAUUCUGUUGUAACCUUUCCAUUUCAGAGCAGGUUAUCUUAUCUCGACAGCUUCAGAUUUUAUUAACUUUUUGUUUCUUUAAGUUAGAAUUUUGAUAAAAUGUGGCUCCAAAGAUAGAUUUGUGCUUGCAGGUAUGAACGUUUACCUAGUAAAGUUUGUUAGAAAGAGGAGAAAUGGCUCAGAUACAGUUACUAUAUAUUUUUUUAUUUCUCGGGGGAAAGGGGAAGGGGUAGAUGUUUUUCGUAGCUCAAGAAUGAAAGGUGGACUGGUUGAAAUAGGGCCUUGUUGAAUAUGUUUGAUGUAAGCUUUAGUAAGUCACAAUCUCGAGACAAAUAAAUCGGGACAACUCAAAUUUUCACAUAGUUCAAAAUUAACAAAAUUUGGUAAUGUAUGAAUAAUUUAGUUGUUGACUGUAUUUUUAUCUUGGAUAUAUCAAAGAAACAAUUGAACCUUCUAUUAUCUAAAGUAAGGUCUUGGGAAAUAACAUUGCUUAUUGUAAAGAAGAAAAUGUCUAUUCUCAUGGGUUUUAUUAACAUUUUCGUUUCCAUUACAUGUAAAUUACAAAUAAGAUAACUUAUACUCGGCCGUUUCCAGACAUUCCAAACAUUUUGAAACGGAAAUCGUGCCGUAUAAAACAUUUCUUUGGAAUACCAUUACGUAAUAUGAGCCCACCCCUCCCCCCCCAAAAAAGAAAUAUUUACAUAAAUGUUAUGUUUAAGUCGUGCGUUAGUAGCAGCAGACAAUUGCUAGAUGUCAUAGCUUUAAACCAGAAUAAAUAUAAAGUAUAUAAGCUCCUUUUUACAGCGAUAUGUUGACACAUUUUGCAGUUUCUUUGAUACAUAAAAUAUGUAGCGUCGAAAAAACUUUAGAAUUUCUCAUGUUAAAUUUUUGACAUUAUCAAUGAAAAAUGUAUUCUUUGCAAUUAUAAUUAUGAACGUUCAUGGAUUUUGUAGAGUACAUUCUACGGUAUGUAGUAAUACCUGUAAAAGUCAUUAUAAUCGUAACAUAUUAAUACGCAUUAUAAUUUUUUUUCUUUUUCAAUCGAGUGCCAAAAAAGAUCCAGUAUUAUGCAUGUCAUAGGACCAGUAACGGAAGAAAAUAGAUCGUCGCUUAUUUUAGAUGAAAUGGUUGAAUGCAAGUAUUAAAAUGGUAAUAGAUAUGAUGGACUCCAAGUUGGACCUUGGUAGACAAAUGUAUUCUUGACGAUAUAUAUGUAGAACAUUUAUUUUGUAUUACACUUUUGAGAUUGUAAAUGGAAGAGACUAUCUUUAUUAUUUAUUUUGGAAAAAAAGAGUGUAAUGUGCUAUUUAAGUGAUUCGGGUAGCUCAAUAAAGACAAACGUGUACAUGCGGCAGUACUGAAUAAAUUAUGUUGGAUAAUUAAUA